Molecule: messenger RNA, 1275 nt
Organism: Microthlaspi erraticum
Lineage: Eukaryota; Viridiplantae; Streptophyta; Magnoliopsida; Brassicales; Brassicaceae
Source: the annotation of a GenBank genome assembly
AUGGGACAAGGAUCAUGUUCUGAAGUAGAUUGCUCCGAGUUGUUGAAUCACUUCGAGCAUGUUCUUGAAUCUGACCCUCUAAUUGAUGAAGUUGGGUUUAUUCACCCCUCGCUGUUCACUGAGCUGGAUAAAGAAGCAGGAGUCUCUAGUGCCUAUCAAAAUGAAGUCCAGCCCAGUACCGAAACCUCGACAAGUUUCUGGAGUCAAGAUCAUAAACUGGGAAUAUCAACAGAUAUACUCAUUCAAUUAUGUAAAGAUGCAAAACAUGCGUUUCUGGCUGCGUUGAAGGAGUACAAAUGCCAUGAAGACGCACGUAGCGAGUCGUCCCCAUCCACAAAUAUCUCAUCUGGGGUCUCUUGUUCUCUUCGUGCUAUUGAGAACAAAGUCAUGAAACAUAGCCAAGCUCUUUUGCUGUUAAGCUCAGACUUUGGAACUGCAUGGAAUGCCAGGAAGCUGAUCUUGUCGAAACAAAAUCAACCCUGGGUGCUCACGGAAGAACUUCGUCUUUCUAGGCUCGUUCUUUCAAAUUCUCCAAAGAGUGAACCAACAUGGAGUCAUAGAAGGUGGAUAAUUAAGAUGAUUUCUCGGAAUAAUUCCGCACCAGAAGAGAUUAUCACCAAAGAGUCUGAGCUAGUGGAAUCAAUAGGCGAGAGAUCAAAGAUGAACUAUCGUGCAUGGUAUCACCGUUGCUGGUUGGUUUCGUACAUGCCAGUCAAGCAGGUGCUACAAGAGUUGAACAAAUCUAAGAGGUGGGCAGGGCUGCAUGUAGCCGAUAGUUCUUGCUUCCAUUACCGCAGACGGCUGAUGCUCAGGCUUCUGGAGCCACUUAAUGUGAAAGGAAGUAAUGCUUAUGACAAAACUGAGGCACAAAAGAUGUGGAUGGAAGAGCUUGAUUGGAACAAGGAGUUGGUAGAACGUUACUUGGGACGUGAGGCGCUAUGGCUUCACCGGAGGUUCCUCUCUCUUAAUUGGAUAAUGUAUUUCGCUCGCAAUCAUUCAUCUGAAACCGGACAGAGUAUCAUAAUAAAUGAAGAAAUUGUCAGCUUCAUUGAUAAAGAUAUCCAACUUUUGGAAUCUUCUAUGACUGUUCCGGAUACCAAGUUUGAAGAUUUUCAAGCUCAAGCACUGCAUGCUGCUGUCUACAUGUUAUGGCUCACAAGGCAUAUUCCAGGAUUGUGGAUAAGGCUUGAGGAGAAGCUUGGAGCAGAGAAACUGAAGUGUCUACUGAACAUAGUUGCUAAAGAGAGACCAAACCUUGCUUUUUGCUCCAAAUGA